UUAUACAGCAGACUUUCAGCAGUGGGCGAAAACUGUGCUAAUGAAUGUUCUGAGCACAGUGCGGCGAGGACGAGUCCAGUGACUACACCCCUGAUAUGAUGAGCCAUGCUGAUUGGGAAGGAGUGGGGCUGAGGUCAUGUUUGCUGCUCAGAUUGUACAUCAAGGCUGGAAAAGUAGCGCACACACACACAACUGAUGGAAGAAAGCCACAUGAAACUUGACUUUAACGGCUGCUUAAAGGAGACAAAAAUCCACAUCUGUACAACUGGAAGUUACUGAGGCACUGGUGAGCAGGAUACCUUUAAAAGUUUGGUGUAAAUCAAGGGGAUUCAUUGUAAAAGCCGGGGAUAUUUGAAGAGAAGGCAACAGCUAUUCUGCAUGUGCAACUCCUGGGCAAACCAAGAAUACGUAUCAUGGCUGCAAAGCAGGAGAACAAAUCGAAGAAAUGGGCCCUUGUGAAAGAGAAGGUCACUAGCCCAGACACAGACAAUACUGAGGCCAACUUGGAAAAUGCUGAGCCCGAACUCUGUAUACGCUGGCUGCAGAUCCCGACUGUUGUGAACUACUCAGGCCUGAAGAAGCGACUAGAAAAUAGCAGCAAUGACUGGAUGGUCCAGUUCCUGGAACUUGGUGGGCUUGAUUUACUACUGGAGGCCCUGGACAGAUUGUCCGGGAGAGGGGUGGCAAAGAUCACCGAUGCACUCCUGCAGCUCACCUGUGUGAAAUGUGUGCGGGCUGUGAUGAACUCUUCAAAGGGCAUCGACUACAUCAUAAAUAACGAAGGCUACAUUCGGAAACUUUCUCAAGCAUUGGAUACAGCUAACAUCACCGUAAAGAAACAAGUCUUUGAGUUAUUAGCUGCACUGUGUAUUUACUCCCUGGAGGGUCAUGAUCUGGCUUUGGACGCACUGGAAAACUACAAGACUGUGAAAAGGCAACAAUACCGAUUUAGUGUAAUCAUGAAUGAACUCCAGGCUACAGAUAAUGUUCCAUAUAUGACUAUGUUGCUGAGUGUCAUCAACGCUAUCAUUUUGGGAAGUGAGGAACUGAUACCUCGUACUCAUCUGCGGAAUGAAUUCAUAGGUCUCCAUCUGUUGGAUAUACUGCCAUCAUUAAGGGAAAAAGAUGAUGAAGAUUUAUUAGUCCAAUGUUUAACCUUUGAGGACGCUAAAGGAGAUGAUGAUGAAGAGUUAAUGAAACUCUAUGGUGGCAUUGAUAUGAAUAGCCAUCAAGAGGUCUUUACAACAUUGUUUAACAAAGUGAGUGGUUUGCCAGUCUCCUCUCAUCUGCUGUCCAUUCUCCAAGGUCUCCUGCAACUGGACCCAUCAAACAGCAGUGGUCCCCUGAUCUGGGAGGCACUGGAGGUUUUGGUGAAUAGAGCAGUCCUAGCUGCUGAUGACGCAAAUGAAGAUGAAGACAUUGGUGCAGUCAUGGAAAGGCUUGUAUUAGUUAAGAAGUUUAAAAAGGAUAAGCCGGUGAAGAAAAAUGCAAGUAAAAGGACAGUUGAUAAAGCUGUACAAACAGAAUUAUCAAUGCCUAUCACAGCAGCAGAGCUAAAACAGAAGUCUGGCUCGUUGAGGCCACUGUCAGCUGGUGAGGUGUUCCCUCUUGCAUCUGCUCCUCUUCCAAUCCCAAAAGUGGCUGAUGCCACAAUGACAUCUCCACCCAGUAUUCUGCCCAGUGCCUGUGUACCACCUCCCCCACCUCUCCCCGGGGCUGGUGAAACACCCGCUCCUCUCCCCGGAGCCGGUGGAAUUCCCCCUCCACCCCCUUCUCUGCCUAGUGGAGUGCCCCCGCCUCCCCCUCCUCUACCUGGGGCUACUGGAGUGCCUCCGCCUCCCCCCCCUCUCCCCGGUUCUAUGCCCCCGCCUCCCCCUCCUCUCCCUGGGGCUACUGGAGUGCCUCCGCCUCCCCCUCCUCUCCCCGGUUCUAUACCCCCGCCUCCCCCUCCUCUCCCUGGGGCUACUGGAGUGCCUCCUCCUCCCCCGCCUCCCCCUCCUCUCCCUGGUUCUAUGGCCCCGCCUCCCCCUCCACCACCACCUCUCCCCGGUGGAAUCCCACCACCACCACCGCCCCCAGGGCUUUUCAACAACGAGGCACCCAUUGUGGCUUCCCAAACUGCUAAUCAACUGCAUUCCUGUGCUCCACAUCACCGACGUACUCAUCAACCGAAAUUGCAGAUGAAGAAACUGAACUGGCAGAAAAUCCCCUCACGAAAUACCACAGAGACUAAUUCUUUAUGGUCAUCCAUCCACCAAACUGAUGACCCAUCUUUGAAUCCUAAUUAUACCAGUAUUGAACAACUCUUCUGCUUUCCUGUGUCAGAUCCAAAAAAGAAUGAGGAGAAAGUUAGAAAAAAGGAACCUAAGGAGAUCACAUUCCUAGACUCGAGGAAAAGCCUUAAUCUGAACAUAUUCUUAAAGCAAUUCAGAUGUUCUAAUGAAGAAGUGGCCGGCAUGAUCAAAAUUGGGGACCGAUCCAAAUUUGAUAUGGAGUCUUUGAAGCAAUUCCAGAAACUACUGCCAGAGAAUCAUGAGGUAGAAAAUAUAAAGGCCUAUGAAGGAGAAAAGGAAAAAUUAGCGAGUGCUGAUCAAUUCUAUCUUGUGCUCCUUGGUAUUCCAUGCUACCAGCUCAGGAUUAACUGCAUGUUUCUAUGUGAAGAGGCCACUGUCACCCUGCAAACGCUCUGUCCGAGAGCAGAAAUAAUUAAAACUGCUUGUCAAGACACACUUUCUGCUCCAAGACUGCCCCUCUUCUGUGAACUGAUUCUUAAAGUUGGAAACUUUCUUAACUAUGGCAGUCACAUGGGCGAUGCCAUGGGUUUCAAAAUAAAUACCCUACUCAGACUUACUGAGACAAAAGCCAACCAGUCACGUAUCACAUUGUUGCAUCACAUUAUAGAGGAAGUUGAAAAGUUCCAUCCAGAUCUUCUGAAUCUUCCAGAUGACUUGGAAAGUAUUUCAAAAGCAGGAGGCCUUAGCGUGGACUCGCUUCAGGCUGAUACAAUUAAUCUUUUGGAACGUCUCAAGAAGACUGGUGAUAUCGUCAAAUCAUCGAUGGACGAUGUAAAAAUGCUGUUUGACAAGCCCAUCCAAGAACAUCUAUCUGCAACAACUGAACUGAAGCAACAUUUGGAAGAGAUUGAGACCGAGAGAAUGAAACUGGCUAAGUUCUUCUGUGAUGACAUUGGAAAAUUUUCACUGGAAGAGCUUUUCCUAACCAUCAAAACCUUCAGAGGUUGUUUCCUGAAUGCAAUGAAGGAAAAUAAGCUUAGAAAAGAACAGAUUGCAAAAACAGAGAAGCGGAAACAAAAGCUUCAGGAAGAGGAAGCUAAAAGGCAAAAGGGAGAAAAUGGACAAGUUGUUCAUAAGUCACCCAUAAAGCAAGAGGAAGAAUGUAUUAUUGAUGUUCUUCUGUCCGACAUAAGGAAAGGUUUUAAAUUGAAGAAAGCAACGAGGAACCAACGUGAAAACCUGUCUGCUCCGAAACAUUCUCUUAAAGAAGCUACUACUGAAAAAUGUUGGAGAACUAUAUCACUAGAUGCUUCUCCAGAAGUCAAAGAAAGCACAACAGUUUCUCAAAGCACAGCUACAUCAGAAAUUGCAGAUGACACUUCUAUUCCCAUGAUGACGUCAGCCACCCAACAACCACCUGCAGAGCAGAAACUUGAUCGAGACGAAAUAGUGAUGAACACUGAGUUCCAGGCAGCUAACCACCAAUCUAGCCCUGAAAUAAAUGCAUCAGAAACUAACUCGGGACGUGAGGAAGUGAAUGACAAGAAACCCGAUCCACUCGCAACCGAGGAAAAUAAAGAAAUUGUUUGCCAAGAUAACCCAAAAUCUAGUGGUGAAUUUUUAUUUGCAAAUGAAUGUGAACAGUUAAGACAAUGUAAUGAUGAAGCCUGUGUGGACAUUGUGGGCAAAGAGAAAGAAAUACUUUCUCUUCCUAGUAAUGCAGAUGGGAAUUUAGUGCAAGUUGAUAAUGAAAUAAAUUCCCAAAAUAAAGAUAGCUCUGAGCACAUUGACCCUAUGUGUGAUAUGCCUGACUCAAAAACAAACAUGGUCACUGAAAUGAAAAUAUCACAAAGAGUGGAACAGACUAUUCCUGACACAAAUGUCACAUGUCCUAAUGAAAGGCAUAGUCAACCUGGCGAUGUGUCACCUACAAGAACCACUUCACCCACGUCUUCCCUCAAACUUUCUGGGUGGAAAUCAAAACACGGGAAAAGUAAGAAAACCAAAGAUGGCGGCUCCAAAAAUAAAACCAAUCAGCCCGAAAAAAAAUGUUCAUUGAACUGAGAAGAGGAGUGGAAGAAGAUAUAAAAAGAAUACGUUGGAAGCAUCCAAAUCAAGAGUUGUCACUAACUCUAAAAAGUGUUUUCUUGAACAAAAAUAAUGGCAUAGUUUAGCUGAACUAUUUUACGUCUUCCAAGAUUCUCGCAAAUAUGUAAUAUUGUCGAAUGUGCAUUAUAUUUAACAGAAUGCAUGGCUGAGUUAUCAAAAUAUUUUUUGCAAAAAUUGAAACUUUUAAAUAUUUGAACGGAGAAAACAUCAAUCUGCUUAUUUUGCUCAUACUGCCAUUUCAAACUCUAUUAGUAUCAAGGAAUUAAAGAAUAUAUAAUCAAAUUACAACACUUCAUUGUGGAUACUUGAAUCACAGUGACAGUCAUCUCUUCCCCUUGCUUAAUACUGCAAGAUCUGGAAUUGUGGUCUAACCUAACACUGGAUCUAACAGUAUGAGGUUCACUGGAAGCUAGCUCUCUCUAGUUUCAUUGCAUAGGCCUUGAUGAGCGACUUGAAUUCUAGAAAUGUAGCAUUAGUGUAAAGUCAAAUGCUGUUCAUUCUAGGUUAUUGUUUGUCACAUGAAAACAGCAUGAAAGAGAAAGAUAUAAGUACUUUUUGGCCUUUUGCAAUCUUGCACAUAGCAUACGGUACAAGAAUAUUACCAGGAAUUUUCAGUGCUAUGUUAAAACAUGAUAUGUAUCCUCAAUGUUGCUUCUUACUUUAUAAGGUGAACAUUUACAAAAAUAAUGCCAAUCUGCUCAUCUAGCUCGACUAAACUAGGUAAAAUAUGCUGCGGGUCUUAAUUUGUAACUUUUUAAUGAAGAAUUGUAUAACCUAAUGUUUUAUUGUCAAUCUUAUUUACAGUAUAUUAGUGUUACAUUGUUAUAUCAAAUUUGGAUUUUUCUAUUUUUUUUUAACAAUAAGUUUUAUAUUUACUUUAUUUUAAUGGUAUAUUUUUGUCAGAGUUUUUCCAAUAUGCCUCAAAUACAGCAGUCCUGCUUAGCUUCAUAGCGAUAAACUGUUACAGGGCACUGCGCUCAGUUUGACACUGCAACCUGCAACACAGUAGCUGGCUGCAGAUUGGAUUGUUUCAGGAGAAAGCUAAAUAAUAAAGAAAAUAUUCUUAAAUGUUUAUCAUGUAUUUUACACAUCUAUGAGAUUACCUCUCAGCCACCUGCACUUCAAGGAAUAAAGUCCUAUUCUCUCCCUGUAGCCCAACCCCUCAAGUCCUGGCAACAUCCUCAUGAAACUUCUCUGCACACUUUCCACCUUAAUGACAUCCUUCCUAUAGCAGGGAGAACAAAACUGAACACAGUACCCCAAGUGUGGCCUCACCAAAGUUUUGUACAAUUGUAACAUCACAUCGAAAUUUCCAUACUCAUUACCGACUGAUGAAGGCCAAUGUACCAACAGCCUUUUUUGUUUAUUUUAUUGAAGGAAAGAUACAAUACAGCUGACGUAAUGUAUUAUAUUUCCUUCCAUUUUUGAUUUUUAUAUAUAACACCAAAGUUACCCUCACCCACCCUCCCUGAACACCCCUUGGCAGUUGAUGUGUUCACAAUACAACAUAUCACAAAUACAGAUGCACAUUUUGACAGCAAUACCUCUACAUUCUUCCAAGGCGCAAGCCCAUACAUACCCACAACAUGUCAGAUGGUUCAGAAUGUUAAACUGAACUUAGUCAAAGCUGAAUUACAGAAUCUAUUAUAUUCCAGCCUUGGGUCUCUGACUAUAAACAGCCAUAAACCCUUAUCCUUAUGUCACACCCGCUCAGGAAUGUGCCAUAAGGAAAGAGCAAAUGGGCUAAGACCAAAUGGCCUGAGACCUAAGAAGAGGCCCUAUUUAACAAACUACUCUCUGAACACAAGAUUAUACCAAAUACAACUUCUUAAAGCGUUAUAAUUGCCUCAAAACAAUAAACAAAGCUAUGCAUGUUCA
Molecule: messenger RNA, 6221 nt
Organism: Amblyraja radiata (thorny skate)
Lineage: Eukaryota; Metazoa; Chordata; Chondrichthyes; Rajiformes; Rajidae
Gene: inf2
Product: inverted formin-2
Exons: 24
Coding region: 414-4298 (1294 amino acids)
Biological process (GO): actin cytoskeleton organization
Molecular function (GO): small GTPase binding; actin binding
Source: RefSeq, a predicted model, not a curated record